AUGAACAUUUCCGCAGAAGACCAGCUACUCAUAUUACGUCUUAUCGAAGAAGACAAACACUUAAAACUCGAAUGGGGUUAUUUGAUACUGGUUAUCGUACCACUUGUUUGUGUGCUUGGUAACUGUAUGGUUGUAGCAGCUGUAUGGACGACAAAAAGUUUACAAACACCCACAAAUCAUUUAUUAGUAUCAUUGGCCAUGGCGGACCUAAUUGUUGGCACUUUUGUGAUGCCAUUCAGUAUUUACCUCUCAGUAUGUGCACUGUUUCGAAUUUCUGCGAAACAAAUUUCAAAAUUAACGGGCUCCACUGGCACCUACCUCUACCUAUUAGUAGCAGCUACCAAACCGGCGGAAUACAAGACUAUGAAGCAUAAGAAACGAGUAUAUUUUGCCAUCGGCCUCACAUGGGUAUUCAGUGUUGGCAUGUCACUACCUCUGAGUACUGGUUUCAAUACCAAAACUGAGCAUUUCUUGCUUACUGAACAUCACUGUGGUAUAUACAGUCCAAUGUAUAUGCUGGGUAGUAGCAUAUUCGCUUUCUAUUUACCUUGUUUUGUGAUGCUCAUUACAUAUGGAUAUAUAUUCUAUUCUUUACGAAAGCGACUGCAAGCCAUUCAAUUACAAGAAAUGGCCGGCGGACAAUUUCUUGGUUUUGGUGCUGACGUUGGCAAUAUCACUACGUCGGCCAUGCAAUCAGUGAUUGGUAUUGCGCCGAAGAACCGGAACAUGAUCACGUGGGAGAAGCCGUUGCUCCGGAAAAUCGAGGAAACUGCUGCCGAACAUGCCAGUUCACUAAACGACAGUGAAAGAGAGCAGCUCCAAACAAUACUCGAAGCCGUUCAUCCGUCAUCAUCAGGAAGUCAAGACAAUAUGACCAUCGAAGAGGACAAUGACCGACCGCCAUCGGUUUUACUGGAAGCGGUCACUCUCCGAAGCGAGACCACCAAACAUGGCUUUGUGCUGGAACUGCCUGAACCCAAAUACGCAAAGAACAUGUCCCGACGAUUUUCGGAUGCGGUUCACUCCAUUUCAACCCGAGGACGAAAGAAGUCGGUGAGCUUCAGAAGCGCCAGUGAUCGACGAAGAUAUUCAGAACUUCCGCCUGGCUCCGAAGUGAACGAUGGUCAAAAACAACACAAUUUACUGCGACCAUCGGUCGAAAAGCGGAAGAUGCGACGGCUUUCGGAGAUUAUUUCAGACUGGGACCGCCCCUCCAGAACUUCGUUGUCUCAUAUGUAUAGCUAUGCACGACGUGAAAGUGUCUACAUCGCUCGUAAAAAGUUGGCAGGAUUGAAGGUGCGGAAUUCCCCGAUCAUUUCACCAGAACUCCAGUUUUCAAAAAGUGUUCAUCAGGACUGGGCCCUGGAUCUGCUAGCCAAGUUGAAAUCUAAACAAGGAAUGGCAAUUCGUCGCGAGACCAGAGCAACUAAGCUCGUCGCCACGGUCAUGGUGGUAUUUCUCGCAUGUUGGCUGCCAUUUUUCACCCUGAAUAUGAUCAAGAUCUAUAAGCUCAUCUAUGAUUCAUGGCAAGUUGAUCUGGAGAUUUGGUUCCACUGGUUCACUGCUCUGGGCUAUCUGAACUCGUCACUGAACUUCUUCAUAUAUUCAACUAUAAAUCCGGAAAAUAAUUUUAGAAAUUUCGCCACUCAUUCCGGAAGGUUGUUGGGUUUUCGACGGUCGAGGCGGAAAAAAGAAAGGACAUGGAUGCUUCCUCCGAAGGAAAGUAGCAAAGGUCCAGCAAAAUGCGGUUGUGGUUUCAACAAAAUCGUCAAGGGACCUUUGAGGAGGGCGAGUUCGUUA
Molecule: messenger RNA, 1800 nt
Organism: Ostertagia ostertagi
Lineage: Eukaryota; Metazoa; Nematoda; Chromadorea; Rhabditida; Trichostrongylidae
Source: the annotation of a GenBank genome assembly